AUGGCUCCAAAGCGAAAACAUACAGAUGACUCGGCCUCUGUGGCCUCUUCGACGCGUUCCACACGGGCAGCUAGCAAAUCCACCACUGCUAAAAAUACGGCUAAAGACAGCGCGCCUUCGAGUUCUAGGAAAGCCACACACUCGGGCGCCACUGAGCAUGAAAUAGAAACCACCACACCCAAUAAAAGGGCGAAAACGACGGCAAGCACACGAAAAACCACGACUCGCAAGUCCAAAGUUGUCGAUGAGCCCACUACAAUCGGUAAGCCCUCGUCAAUCAAGGCAAGCGAAAUACCCUUUAAGCAUAUUGAUACAAGAGGGUCAAUAGAGCCUGCGCCCAUAGCGACUGCUAAGCCCCCACCAGUUCCCAAGAAACCGACCAAAGCAGAAGUGUACUCUCCGCAGCGCGCUCUCGAACUGUUUGACGAUUACGCUGACUCUGACAACGCCGAUGUCAUUGGGCCCGAGGGAUUCGAGCGAAUAUGCACAGAUGCUGAUAUGCCAUUAGACGGUCCACGUCCUAUCAUAUUUGCAUGGCAAAUGGGAGCGAAGGAUAUGGCCAAAAUAUCGAAGGAUGAGUGGAUUAAAGGGACUGGUACCCUCAAAGCCUCUUCCAUCUCACAGAUUUCCACGGCUAUUGCAGAACUGGAUGAUCUUUUAAUGCAAGGGAAACCACCAAUUGUUCUUGGAUCUAACAAUCAAGAUUACGACCGGGCGUCUUAUUUCGCCUACUCUACGAAUGUCAAGGCCGCCUUCCAGAAAUUGUACCUCUUCUCGUUUACCCUUGUCAAACCAGAAACAUCCAAAAACAUAGACAUGGAGGUGAAGUUUCUCACCUCUAUCUUUGCGUGUAACAUGCUUAUGUUGGAUUCUCAGACUUCCAUGGCUUUCUGGACCGUCCUUCUUGCUCCAAAGUACCCGAUAAUGGAGGAUGUUAUCAAAUUUAUCACAGAAAAGGGCACGUACAAAGCUACCAACAAAGAUCUUUGGAGCAUGAUGUUAGAAUUCUGUGAAACUGUAUCACCAUCACUCGAAGAUUACGAAGCAGACGGGGCGUGGCCUACACUUUUGGAUGAUUUUGUGAUAUGGAAGAAAGCUUCGACCGGAAAAGCAUCCAACACGAGAAGUUGA
Molecule: messenger RNA, 1131 nt
Organism: Psilocybe cubensis
Lineage: Eukaryota; Fungi; Basidiomycota; Agaricomycetes; Agaricales; Agrocybaceae
Exons: 11
Coding region: 1-1131 (376 amino acids)
Biological process (GO): positive regulation of ubiquitin-protein transferase activity; protein neddylation
Cellular component (GO): ubiquitin ligase complex
Molecular function (GO): cullin family protein binding; ubiquitin-like protein binding; ubiquitin conjugating enzyme binding
Source: RefSeq, a predicted model, not a curated record